AUGGACCAUCCAGGACCUCCACAACACGGUGAACACCAUGGCAGAGGCGAAGGCCACGAACAACAUGGCGGACCGCGAGAUCAUGAAGGUGGACAUCCUCCUCAUGGAGAACAUGGUAGACGCUCCCCACAUGGAGAACACGGUGGACAUCCACCUCAUGGGGAACACGGUGGACCACACCAUGGCGGUCAGCAUCAAGGUGGUGAACAUCAUAGACCACCACCAAAUUAA
Molecule: messenger RNA, 231 nt
Organism: Adineta ricciae
Lineage: Eukaryota; Metazoa; Rotifera; Eurotatoria; Adinetida; Adinetidae
Source: the annotation of a GenBank genome assembly